This is a messenger RNA of Rhodotorula toruloides NP11, 834 nucleotides long. RefSeq lists its product as uncharacterized. The record is from RefSeq and is a predicted model, not a curated record. The coding region runs from base 1 to 834 and encodes 277 amino acids. The transcript is spliced from 3 exons. Lineage: Eukaryota; Fungi; Basidiomycota; Microbotryomycetes; Sporidiobolales; Sporidiobolaceae.
AUGUCUGCCGCCCUGCUCAGCAAACUCCCCCCUUCGGUACUCGAGCGCCUCGUCCCACUCCUCCCCUACCUGCGCUACAUCCCGACCCGCAUCCCCCCCAGCCUGAAAUGGCUCUUCCUCGCCGUCCUCCUCCUCAACAUCGACGGCCUCCCCGGCGUCUGGCACAUGCAAAUCAUGUGGCCCUUCAUCCGUUUCCGCAUACAACGCGCACUAGGCAAGAAGUGGCCGAACUGGAGGGUCGGGAAGGACAUGUUUGAGUUCACGAUGACGAGGGACUUCCGCGCCACGCCCAACUCGAGCGACUCGUUUGGGUUCCACUUGUCGAAUAGCUCGUACGCUUCAACGCUCGACCAUGUCCGCGGACCUUUCGCGAUCCAGCUCGUCGGCGACGCCUACGGGAUCCCCGGCAUGACCUUUGCCCUCGGCGGCACCUCGUUCGAUUUCAAGAAAGAGAUCCCGCUCGGCGCGAAAUACGAGAUCGAGAACCGCCUGCUGGGUUACGACAAGAAGUGGCUCUACAUCCAAACGACCUUCCGCUCUCCCGUCUCCCCUCGCUCCCGCUCCGCCCGCGACCCAACAAUCUACUCCACCGCCCUCUCCCGUCUCGUAAUCAAGCACAAACGUCGCACGAUCCCUCCUUACCGCGCUUUCUCACUCACGGGGUAUGGACCGAAUGGGAAGGAGAAUUGGGAGGUCGUGAAGGGUAUGAACAAGAGGGAGAAGUUGGGCUGGCUUGUGGGCGAUGAGGAGGAGGGGAAGGGGAAGGCGAUUAGGUGUGUUGAGGUUGAGAGGGGGAUGGAGAAGAAGGGUGAGUGGCCCGGACAAGUUGCGUAG